AUGUCGUUUACUGCACCAUCAGAUCCCGUGAAUAGACCGACGAAAGUGAAGGUAUCACAGUUGUGUGAGCUGUGCCAUUCAAGGAAGGCUCUCAUUAGAAGACCCAAGAAUUUGUCUAAACUUUGUAAGCAAUGCUUCUGCCUUGUGUUCGAGACGGAGAUCCAUAACACUAUUGUAGCGAAUAAUCUGUUUCAAAGGGGAGAAAGGAUAGCCGUGGGAGCCUCUGGUGGUAAAGACUCUACGGUGUUGGCGCAUAUGCUGAAGCUUUUGAAUGACCGCUAUGAUUACGGCAUUGAGAUUGUACUGUUGAGUAUUGACGAAGGAAUCGUCGGAUACAGAGACGAUUCCUUGGCCACAGUAAGGAGAAAUCAACAGCAGUAUGGGCUACCCCUUGAGAUUUUCUCCUUCAAGGACCUGUAUGACUGGACAAUGGACGAGAUUGUGUCCGUUGCUGGGAUAAGAAACAGUUGCACGUAUUGCGGUGUUUUCAGAAGACAAUCAUUGGAUCGUGGUGCUGCAAAGCUGGGCAUAUCGCAUGUUGUCACCGGCCACAAUGCAGACGAUAUGGCUGAGACGGUACUAAUGAAUAUUCUACGUGGUGACGUGGCAAGAUUAGAAAAAUCGACUGCGAUUAUCACACAAAGUAGCGGUUCACCCAUCAAGAGAUCAAAACCAUUUAAAUAUUCUUAUCAAAAGGAAAUUGUCCUGUAUGCACACUAUAUGAAGCUGGAUUACUUUUCCACUGAGUGUACCUAUGCGCCAGAGGCGUUUAGAGGCACUGCGAGGGAGUACAUGAAGAACCUAGAAGCAGUGAGACCCAGUUGCAUCAUAGACAUCAUCCAAAGUGGGGAAAAUUUGGCAUUGAAGGCCAAAAAAUCUAACGCUAAGAAGAGAGUCGUGAAGUUUGUUGACGGCAAUAGAUGUACAAAAUGUGGAUACCUGUCGUCGAAUAACAUAUGCAAGGCAUGCAUGUUGCUGGAGGGUCUGGAGAAGAGCAGAGCCCAGGUGGCGAUCGAGAAUGACACUUCUGUCGAUGGCGCAGCCUUGAAGCUGAGAGCUCUGGAGAAACUCAGCUUCUGA
Messenger RNA from Saccharomyces paradoxus, 1080 nucleotides. It is a transcript of the gene NCS6, whose product is annotated as Ncs6p. Gene Ontology annotation, molecular function: tRNA binding. The coding region runs from base 1 to 1080 and encodes 359 amino acids. Gene Ontology annotation, cellular component: mitochondrion; cytosolic tRNA wobble base thiouridylase complex. NCBI's taxonomy places the organism in Eukaryota, Fungi, Ascomycota, Saccharomycetes, Saccharomycetales, Saccharomycetaceae. Gene Ontology annotation, biological process: tRNA wobble position uridine thiolation. The record is from RefSeq and is a predicted model, not a curated record. The transcript has a single exon.